AUGCAACAUGACGAACAUAUCGCCCGCCCGACUCAAGAAAUUGAGGACCUACGUAGCGAACUAAAUCGGGUUAGGGACCUGACCAAUUUAUCUGUUACACUCCAAAGUCCACCUCCUGAACCCAGAACUGUCGCGCCAAAUCCACCCCGUUUUUCAUCGCUUGAAUCUCCAGUCCCUGAACACUUUCCUCCACAAAAUACUGCAUCCGCCAAUAACAACUUUCCUCCAAUCACUCCCGUCAACCCACCAAAUCAAUCACAGGUCCACACUCCUUAUAUUCCGCUGCCUACCAGCACUAAUCCGCCACCUACAACUACUCCUCUGAACCAACCAAACCAACUGCCUACAAAUACCGCUUACAACACACCACCACCAGUCCAAAACACUCCCACUGUCCAAACUUAUCCAACCCAGCAUAUACAAGGGGCACAUUUUGCCACUCCCAACACACAAUAUGUUCCUCCGGUAUAUGCAGCGGAAACACAAGCCUAUACCAACCCAAAGAAUUCGAGUUCCGGCCGAAAUAGAUUAAUAUGA
Lycium ferocissimum is the source of this 537-nucleotide messenger RNA. Its product is annotated as extensin-like. Bases 1 to 537 code for a protein of 178 amino acids. Lineage: Eukaryota; Viridiplantae; Streptophyta; Magnoliopsida; Solanales; Solanaceae. The transcript has a single exon. The record is from RefSeq and is a predicted model, not a curated record.